Molecule: messenger RNA, 4321 nt
Organism: Somion occarium
Lineage: Eukaryota; Fungi; Basidiomycota; Agaricomycetes; Polyporales; Cerrenaceae
Source: the annotation of a GenBank genome assembly
ACCGACAUCAGUGGAGCCCACCGCGAGGGCUGGGUUUUUACUCUAAUUGUUGUAUGUCUGAUACCUCUGACUUGGCCAUAUUAUCGCUUUCAAGUGUGAGCAGCCAAGGUGCUUUGAGAAGUACAACACCACCAUCAUCACCUCUAACACCUUCACCUUCAUCCUCAACACUUGCAUUUCCACCUCAAAACCCUAUCCCUACACACACUACCGCUACUGCAAUGACUACACCUCAACACCUAGGUGUAAUCGACCUACCAAUCCCUGGCACGAAGAAUGCUCCGAAGAAAUUCAAAGGAAAGUACUCAGAGAUCAAGCCUUUUGUCCAGCACUACGAAAGACUCUGUCUUCAGAAAGGAGUGACCGAUGCUCAAGAGAAGAUAGAGAAUAUUACGCAGUACUGUUCAAGGGAUGCACGAGAAUUUAUGGAAGGACUUUCAAGCUAUAAGUCAGGAAACUGGGAUCAGUUUACCAGAGACCUUUUGGAGUUCUAUGAUGCUGAAAGAGACUCAAAGAGAUACCGCCCCAAAGACCUCGUCAUAUAUGUCAAGAACUGGAAGUCUGACCACAAGACUAUUCGUAAUCUUUCAUCCUGGAAAGAAUACAAUCGAGGCUUCAUCAAGAUUGCUGGAUGGCUUAAAAAAGAAGGAAAGAUUACUGAGGACACUCAGGCAAUUACCUUCUGGAAGGGAAUCCCUAAACCCUUUAGACAUCGACUGGAAGCAAGAUUACUUGCCAAGACUCCAGAUCAUGAUCUCAGCAAUCCAUUCAGCAUGGAAAGCAUCCACAAAGCUGCUAAAGCUCUCCUGCAGCGCAACCGCUUUGAUAGAGAGGGAUAUCUGUCAGAUGAUGAGGAUGACGAAAGUGAAGAUGAAGACUCUGAAGACAGUGACCGUGAUUCAGAAAGUUCUGACUCAGAUUCUGAUAGCUCAGAUGAUGAGAAAAUAGCACAGCAUGUGAAGAAGUUGAGGAAGAAGCGGAAGGAAAAGAUGAGUAGAGAGAAGCUGAAGAAGAAGAAGAAAUCAGAGCAAGAAGAGAAGCCCGAGGCCAAGAUCAACAAGAGUGCAAGACUAACCAGGAAGAAGGAAAAGGACAGUGAGGUUGAGGAACUUAUCAACCAGCUCAACAAGAUGUCACUUGAGGAUCCUGCCUAUGCGAUAUCCUACUUCAGAGCCUGUCGACUCGAUCCCUUGGUUGCUGAUAUUGUACCAAAGCCUAAUGAACGUCAUCAAAGGAUAAAUGCUCAACCUUCUGGACAAUUCUUCAAUAAUAGCUCUAGACCUCCAAUGCAAAGGCAGAUGCCUCCUCACAUGGAUAAUGCACCUACUGGUGAUAGAAGAUGUUUCGGAUGUGGUCAGACUGGGCAUGGAACAAGGUUCUGUCCCAGAAUGACUGAACUUCUAUCUCAAGGCAUUGUGAGUCGAGAUCCUGCCGGACGCUAUGUCAUGGCAAAUGGACAACCGAUCAUGAAGAUUGCAUUUGAUGAACCUUUGGCAACUGCUGCAGUACGUUUGCAUCCUACACCUCAAGCCAACUUUAUAGCUGUCAAUCAUGCCACUAUUGAAGAAGUAACAGAUGAGGACUAUCAAGAAGUAGGUGAAGAUGGAGAACUAAGUGAUAAUGAAGGAGAUGGAAGAAAUGCCGCUUGGCCUGUGACUCGAACUCCCAAGUCUACUACUGCUGCUAGAAAGGAAAAGUUCGAAGGAGUCUUAAUGCCCCCAAGAAAAUUUCUAGACAAAAGGGACGAGAAAACAAGAUCAGCAAAGGGAAACAAAGAGAACGUACUUCCAAGAAAGAAGAACUUUGAGUACCCAUCUAAUGGAAAGAUACCUGAACCUGUACCUGUUGAUGUGAAAAGAGAUAUUCCAGUUGACAAUCAUUCAGAUAUCAUCAUGGAUGAGGAACUUGGAAUGCGAGAGCCACUCGGUGAAAGGAAUGCUUCAAAGAACUUGGAGAAUCAUUCACCUGAGAAGAGAAUUCCUCGACGUUCUGAGAUUCAAGCUCAGGUCGAUCGUCUCAAUGUGCUCACUAAAGUCUUGAAUACACCUGUUACCUUAGCUGUUGGAGAAGUCUUUGGAAUGUCAAAGGAAAUGAGCACACACCUCCUGGAUGUCCUUAAGCCUAAGCCUGCCACUAAACUUCAACAUGUUCCAAAAGCUACUGCGGCAUUAGCAAGAACCUCUGCCAGUUUUAAUUCUUCAGCAGUCUCAGCUUCCUUUAUUGCACGGUCAAGAGGCACUCUCAUUAAAUUGAAGAUGCAUUGUGACAAUGUACCUGUUGAUGCUAUCAUUGACACUGGAUCUCAGCUCAAUAUUGCACAUGAACAAAUCUGGAAGGACGUACUUGCAAGGCCAAUGGAUAAAGGACGAAAGAUUAGUAUGAGUGAUGCCAAUAGUGGAGAAGGAAUGCUAAGUGGACUUGUGCCCAAUGUACCUCUCAACUGUGGUGGAGUACUCACUCAUGCAAAUAUCUAUGUCGGAACUCAAGUUCCAUUCAAGCUUCUAUUAGGACGACCCUGGCAACGUGGUAAUUAUGUGUCCAUUGAUGAACGAGAGGAUGGUACAUACCUUCUUUUCAAGGACAAGCACUUGAAUGUGCGACAUGAAUUACUGGUCAAUCCUGAACCUACCAAUCCUAGCCUGAAUGAGAUCUCUGACUACCUCACAUAUUCUUCCCCUGCAAGAGUAGGUCUUGUGCAAGCUGAUGAAGGACUGACAAUUGAACCCGACAUUCCAGAAAAGCUUCUUGAAGAAGAGAUAGUAGAUGAACGAGAACCACGACCAUUUCAACAUGCAUUUGAUGUCAGGACUCAAAUGUGGAUGCAUAGGUUCUUCUUCUCCCCAUCUCAAUAUGACCGACCCAUGCUAGUCACCAUGCUGCUACCUUUUCACCAUAGCAAUCCUACUCCAGGCAUCCUUGACAGAUAUGCGAUUGAAGGAAGAGAAGGUAUUGGGAAAGUCUCCUUCUCAGCUUUACAUGAGAAGAUUGAUUCUCUUCAUAGACUCAAGAAGGCUCCAAAAUUCCAUUUAAAUCUAGGAACUUUCAAUGCAUUUCCUCUGCAAUCAGAUUCUACUGAACCUGCCAGGCAUCAAGUUGAAUCGUUCCUUAUAAAUGAUGCAACUCUCAUCUAUGCCAAACCCGGAUCUGAGCUACCAACAGCUGUACAGUAUGUGGAUGCCUACCUGCAGUUCAAAGACAGUCUGGAACAUGAUCUGGAAAAUCACAAAUGGAAAGGACCUAUUUUGGUUCCAGCAGAAGGUCCUCCUGACCCUACUGACAAGAGUCAAAAGCCUGAGGGACAUCUGGAUAGUCAAGCAGAGUCUACCAAAGGAGAAGAUGAUGAUGCUCCAGAAUUACGGCCAUUUCAAUUUGAUACAUUUAAUGUCAAGACUCAAAUGGACAUGGACCAAAUGUAUUUCUCAGCAUUCCAAUACGAUCGACCUUCAUUGACCUCUAUACCAGUACCCUUUGAAGAUAAUAACCCUACUCCUGCCCUUCUUAGGAUAUAUGCAAGUGAAAGUACAGAGGAUGUUGGACAGACUAAAUCUGAAGAACUUCACUCCAAGAGUAUGUCCGUAAUUUGGCGUAACAAGACACCUCAAUUUCGUCUAACUCUAGGGACAUAUGAAGCUUGUCCUGUAUUAACAGAGUUUACCGAACCAACACGACGACGAGUGGAUGCAUUCAUCAUAAAAGGAGCUACUCUAAUUUAUGCUGAACCAGGGUCAGUUCGACCAAUGGCUGUACGACAUGUGGAUGCAUAUCUCCAAUUCAAGAAGAGUCCUGGAUAUCCUUCUGGAGACUAUGAGUGGAACGGUCCUAUUUUUGUCCCAGUAGAACCUGUUCCUGAGACUACCGAGGACAAGAUGGAAAUCAUCAAACAACCUAGCGGACAGCAAGAUGAUCAACCUGGACUCUUUGACAGCAAGAGCAAAAAUCAAGCCAAGGAAAAUAGCCUGCCUGAUGAAUUUGAUUCAGGACCCUCUAAGACUGCUUCCUUAAGUUUUGAUGAGCUUGAUCCUUUAGACAUGACUCCACGUUUGCCAAGUGCAGAUCAAUAUCUAAAAACUGAAAUUGAGCUGAGCAUUCAGCGUGAUAAAGAAGAACGAGACCCAUCUGAAGCACUUGCUGCACGAAAUUUGGUCAUACAGUUGAAUUCAACCGGGGAGACCAAUGAUGAAGUCUUGCGAAUACGUGGUGGUUGUUCCAGAAGUGAUGACAGUGGAGAUCUUGACUGAAACCUAAAUGAAGACUAUCGCCAACUUCGACAGAGCAGACAUGGCCCAGAAGAGGAUUUGUUGAAUAAGAUUUCUACUCAUUC